AUGACGACCGCAUCGUUCAAGUACAUGGACCCUGCGUCCUACGUUGUCAGCUCUGAGCCCUUCGUCAAGCCAUGGGGCAAGGUUGACGAUGGUGGCCGAUCCUACAAGUAUACGGAUACAAAGAGAUCUGUGGAAAAUAUCCGAGGCCAGGAGAACAACUUUGGUCCAGAUGUUUCAGGCUUCGGGGUCUAUCACUACCCUGCUAAAGAGAAGGCUUUCACAGAUGACCAGCAGGUCCGAGAUGGCUAUUACAAGGAGGUCGAGCAGCUCCUGAUGGAUAAACUCCCUCAGAAACCUACAAAGGUCGUCAUAUUCGAUCACACCAUUCGCAGGAAUCAAAAGGCCUCGCCACGACAGCCAGUGCAGCAGGUUCACGUCGAUCAAACUCCAGGCGCUGCUGCCGUCAGAGUGCGACGUCAUGUGCCAUCUGACGAAGCUGAAAGACUUCUCAAACAGCGGUACCAAAUCAUCAAUGUAUGGAGACCAAUCGGUCAUCCUGCAUCCGACUUCCCUCUUGCAGUCAUCGAUUGGCGCACCACAAAACCCGAAGACUUUGUCAAGGUGGAUCUACUUUACCCAACCAGACAGGGUGACGACGAUGGAGAUGACCGAGGAAAAGAGGCCGCGGUAGCGUCCAAGGAAGAGAACUCGACCGCCGGUUACGAGAUCAAAGGAGAAACGUACGGUGUGGCUCCUAGCGACAAUCAUCGUUUCUUUUAUAUGAAGGACAUGACUCCAGAGGAGGCCAUGUUCAUCAAGUGCUUCGACUCUCGUAGCCAAAGUGUGGGUGGUGUGCAAGACCUCGCAGGAAUGACCCCUCAUACAGCUUUUGUCGAUCCGAACUCGCCAGCCGACGCUCCUGGACGACAGAGUAUUGAGGUUUUUGUUUUGUAG
Messenger RNA from Lithohypha guttulata, 894 nucleotides. RefSeq lists its product as uncharacterized. The coding region runs from base 1 to 894 and encodes 297 amino acids. NCBI's taxonomy places the organism in Eukaryota, Fungi, Ascomycota, Eurotiomycetes, Chaetothyriales, Trichomeriaceae. The record is from RefSeq and is a predicted model, not a curated record. Gene Ontology annotation, molecular function: oxidoreductase activity. The transcript has 2 exons.